UCUCUUCAAUAUUCAUUGUGAGAUCAGAUUGAAACACAUCAAGCAAAACAAAUGGAGAAGCUUGUUUCUAGCUGGUACAAUAAUGUUCAACCCCUGCCCGAGACUUACAUAUUCCCACCAGAUGCAAGACCGGGGAAGCUUAGCACUCUUCCUUCAUCUGACAACAUUCCAGUGAUUAAUCUUGGUGGUGGUGGAGCAGAAGGUCAUGAUCGAACUCGUAUAGUUGAGCAAAUACUUGGGGCUAGCCAAGAGUUCGGGUUUUUUCAGGUAAUCAACCAUGGCAUAUCAGAAAAUUUGUUGCAUGACACCAUGGAUGUGUUCAGGGAGUUUUUUGCUUUGCCUCCAGAAGACAAGGCAAGCUUCUUCUCUGAGGACCCCAACAAACUCUGCAGGCUCAUAACUAGCACCGGAAAUUAUGACAGGGAGAAUGUUCAUCUUUGGCGCGAUGCCCUUCGACACCCUUGUCACGCUUUAGAAAAAUUCAUUCCACUUUGGCCUCAACAACCGCUUAAAUAUCGAGAGCAUGUUGACAAAUGUUCCACCCAAGUGAGGAAAGUAGCUUUGAACAUUUUAGACUCGAUCAGUGAAGGACUUGGGAUUGGAUAUGGGCACUUCAGCGAUGAACUUAGCCAAGAGACUCUACUCUCAGUUAAUCAUUAUCCACCUUGUCCAGAUCCAAGUUUGACAUUAGGAAUAACUAAACACUGUGAUCCAAACCUCAUCACAAUUUUACUUCAAGGGGAUGUACAUGGCCUUCAGGUUUUUAAGGAUGGGAAAUGGAUUGGUGUGGACAGGGGCGGAGGGAAGUAG
This is a messenger RNA of Rosa chinensis, 810 nucleotides long. Its product is annotated as flavanone 3-dioxygenase 2. The record is from RefSeq and is a predicted model, not a curated record. The transcript is spliced from 3 exons. The coding region runs from base 52 to 810 and encodes 252 amino acids. Lineage: Eukaryota; Viridiplantae; Streptophyta; Magnoliopsida; Rosales; Rosaceae.